This is a messenger RNA of Metarhizium album ARSEF 1941, 2826 nucleotides long. RefSeq lists its product as uncharacterized. The transcript has 2 exons. Bases 1 to 2826 code for a protein of 941 amino acids. The record is from RefSeq and is a predicted model, not a curated record. Lineage: Eukaryota; Fungi; Ascomycota; Sordariomycetes; Hypocreales; Clavicipitaceae.
AUGUCGGAUCGAUACGUGGGUUACGUUCCCACGCCUUCGGGUCGAUCCCCUACUUUCAACGUUGCCAGAGCUUCCAUGCCGACUAGUGUAGGGUACAGCUCUAUGUACGCCGGAGACAUGCAUGUUGUGCCGUCUGCGAGUCAAAGGCAUUACAUCACUCCGAGAGGCUACUCUACCUCCACAACCACCUCGGGCGUUCCCACAACUACAAGAACAUAUGCUGUCACCCAAAACCCAAGAGCCAGUUCCAGGACCAGAGACGGCAGCAGGACGCGUCGGUCAACGCUAGACUCGGCUUCGAGGCCUCCAGUGAUCAUCACUACAACACAGUUAGACCGACGUCACGGUUCUUCAUCUCAUUCCACCAACGCACGAUCUGGAAGCCCUAUUAGAGACGAUUUUCGUGCUUCAGACGGCCAAGUUUACUCUCAACCUGCCUCUUCUAUGCGUCCUCGCCGCGCACCUCGUUCAUAUUAUGUGUCUUCCCCCAGUGAAGAUUUUGGCAGAUAUAGAGACAGGACUGACAGUCACUUGAGCUCGCGUGACCUUGAAGCUUAUCGUAAUUCUCGACCUUCUGUUAUUUAUCCGAGUGAACCAAGACAUAGUACGGCGGCUAUUGAUUAUGGAGACGACGGUUAUCAGUAUACCAACGCUGGCGAGCUCGUGAAGUACGACCUGGAUCAAUCUAAGCCGAGCCGCUCUAGGCGACACGAUCGACAUGACAGUUUUGAUGCGGGAUACUACCGCCCAAAUGUCAACUACGAUCUAGAUCGAAGGAAUCUUAAUAUUAACACCAGUCAUGACCUCAAUCGCCCCCCCAACGGGGUCAGCACCAGACAGCAUGACGGACGGUCUGGCCCACCGCCGUCAACUCGUGGUUUUGAUAAGAUCAACCGGGCAUAUGAUGCUAGGGACGUGCCCCCAGCUGUGCCAGUUCCACCCUCACCUACUGGUGCAACGUCUCAACUCGAAAUACCGACUGGCAGCGGCCGGAGACCGCGACCUCUAUCACUUCACCAAGAGGCAGGACUCCGGUCAUCGCAUCACGACGAGUUGUAUCGAAGUCGAGAAGACGAGCGCGCCAUGCGUGCAAUGCGUGACCUAGAUUUCGAGCGCCGCCCUGAGCCCCCUCGAUUUUACGAUGAUAACGUCCCAUCACGAGGCUUUGGUAUUCGCACGGACCAUCUUACCCACCCGGAAGAAACCAAAGAACGUCGUCGUGAACCACGACUAAAUGAUCUAAGAAAGAGAUCCGAUGAGGAAGUGUCAUAUGGCUCGGAUAAAGACAGAGAAGAUCGUCGCUGGAAUCGCCAGGGACCCGUGGAUGACAGAAGAGAUUGGAGGCAGACCAAAAGGGAUGAAGAGAACCAAGAUCGGGAACGCUCGCGGACUCGUGAGACCCUUUCUGGUGGACUUGGUGCCGCGGCAGCUGCUGCUAGCCUUGCAGCUUCAACUAAACCAGGAGAGAUGAGAGGUCAAGGGUCACCUGGCCCCAAAAGCCACCGCAGCCUCCCGGAUGAUGGUGAAAUCCACAACGAAGCUAUCCCAGAACAGGAUCCCCGUCAGUCAUUCGAAAGAGUCAGUAAGCCAGUGGGAGGGAAAGAAGUCCUUCGGGAACGGGAAUUGUUCCGAGAAAAGGAGCCUCCGCAAGAACGAGACCAUCCUAGAGAGAGACCUCCAGCGCCCGAAAGGGAUGUCCUCGUGUCAAAAGAACCAGUUCGGGAGCCUGUACCACGUCGCGAGAGAGAUCCGGUGAGGGAGUCUGUCAAGGAUCCUUUGCGAGAAAAGGAGUUCACGAGGGAAGAACUCAGGGAUGAUGGCGGCUUCGAGCGGCGACGACCCGACGCAGAUUUCCGAAUGAGCAGAGAACCUGUAAGAUCCACGGGAUCGGAUUCCGAUGACACGAAAAGAUCCUCUCGGCGAGGCCGUGCUUCUCAGGCCUUCAACCCUAACGACGCCUCUGAUUUGAAACAGCUCAAGGAGCAACUGGCUUCGAUGGAAAUGUCCGAUAAACGACGAGAAGUCGAACGACCAACACCGGCAGAGAAACCACGAGGCCGCUCUCCAUCUCCAUCGAAAAAGCGAGCCCCUCAUGUGUCAUCAAGGGAGUCUUUCCAAGAAAAGUCUGGCGAAGAAUCUCGCGGUCGAGAAGAUAUUGGUCCUGCAGCCCAAGGGAAGCAAGUGCGUCUUGUUUCACCUCCAAAGGAAAAAUCCGAAGGCAAACCGUUGAAGGGUAUCUUAAAGCAGCCGAAAGCCAGUUUCCCAGAAGAAGCUAAUCCCGUCCGUGAGGGUGUAGCCCCUCAUAAGGAGGAUAAGAAAUUGAAGGAGGCGCCUCCUGGGGCGAGGUGGACGAAGAUCAAUCGCAAGAUUGUUAACCCCGAGGCACUGACUAUUGGAAAGGAAAGAUUUGAAGUUCGCGAUGAUUUUGUCAUUGUGCUGCGCGUUUUGAGCAAGGAGGAGAUUCAGGCUUAUGCUGCGGCAACUCAAGUAUUGAGAGAGCGGCGUCGCAACAAGACUGAAGGGCGAAAAGAGGGGGACGAUGAUCACGGGAGGGAGCGCGACGAAGUCAAUGAGGAAGACGGAGAGCAUCAUCGUCACCGCCGACACCGAGAAAGUGAAGAAGAGAGUGAUGAGAAGGAACGUCACAGGAAUCGUGAAAAGGACCGUCAACGGGAGCGGGAUCGGGAGUCCGAACGUGAAGGCGACAGGCAACGACACCACCGGAGAGAUGAGGCGGAUGACUACGAUGACCGGGGACGAGAUGACCAUCACUACCAUCAGCGGUCGUUCAGGGAGCGAGAGCGCGAUCUGGAGGCGAAGAAUUAG